Messenger RNA from Cuscuta europaea, 2811 nucleotides. The record is from the annotation of a GenBank genome assembly. Lineage: Eukaryota; Viridiplantae; Streptophyta; Magnoliopsida; Solanales; Convolvulaceae.
AUCAGCUUGGAAUUCCCUAUGACACCAUUACAGGGUACAAAGUGCAGAUUAGGAAUGGGGGAAAAUUAGCUAAUAAUGGGAGGUGUGAAGCAUUGAAGUUAAGUGUGCAGGAAGCAGUAGUUCAGCAGGAAUUUUACAUCCUUGAGCUAGGGGGUACUGAUGUGGUGCUGGCGAUGGAAUGGUUGGCCACUUUAGGAGAUGUUGAGGUCAAUUUCCAGAAGCAGAUUAUAAGAUGGCAGGAACAAGGGAAUAAGCAGAUGAUACAAGGGGAUCCAUAUUUAAAUUCUCUUGAGAUUUCUUUGAAAACGAUGACUCAAAUCUUACAUGAUACAGGGGAUGGAUAUUUGGUUUACUGUGAGGGUCAAUAUGUGGAAUUGAAGGAAGGGGAUGAAACAGAUGGAACCUGGAAACAUAUUUUGGCUGAAUUUCCAGAAGUUUCUGCACCUCUGAAGAAAUUACCCCCAAGAAGAACCUGUGAUCAUGCAAUUAAUAUUCAACAAGGAGCAGAAAUCCCAAACAUAAGGCCCUACAGGUAUCCUCAGUAUCAGAAGACUGAAAUUGAAAGAAUCAUAAAGGAGAUGCUCAAUGAAGUAAAUCAAAGGAAGAACAUCAAGAACACUUGAGGAUGGUAUUAAAAGCUUUGAAGGAGAACCAGCUAGUUAUAAAUCCAAAAAAUGUUCUUUUGGGCAAUCAGAGCUGGUCUAUUUGGGUCAUAUCAUAUCUGGUAGUGGAGUUGCUGCAGAUCCUGCCAAGAUAGAAGCCAUGGUUCUAUGGCCAGAACCCAAAGAUUUGAAGGGACUAAGGGGAUUUUGGGGACUCACUAGCUAUUACAGAAGAUUUGUACAAGGGUAUAGCAAGAUUGCUUUACCUUUGACUCAGCUGUUGAAGAAGAACAGUUUUCAAUGGGGGGCAGAUGCUACCAAGUCCUUUGAAGAAUUGAAAAGAAGAAUGAACACCUUACCAGUUCUGGCAGUCCCAGAUUUCAACAAGAUGUUCAUAGUAGAAACUGAUGCUUCGGGGACAAGUUUGGGGGCUGUUUUGAUGCAAAAUGGCAGGCCUAUUGCAUACAUGGGAAAAGAAUUGUCUAAAAGGAAUCAGAACAGAUAUGUUUAUGAGAGGGAAUUAAUGGCUAUUGUUCUGGAAGUCCAAAAAUGGAGACCCUACUUGUUGGGGAGAACUUUUGAAGUUCAUACAGAUCAAAAGAGCUUAAGAUUUUUGGCAGAACAAAGGCUGAUGGGUGAAGAACAACAAAAAUGGACUUCCAAGUUACUGGGUUAUAAUUUUAGUAUCAAAUAAAAACCUGGUAUGGAAAAUACAGCUGCAGAUUCAUUAUCCACAAGACCAUCCUUCAAUGCAUUGUCCAUAGUCACUUGUCAGGAAUGGGAAGGGCUAGAAGAAGAGCUGCUUACAGAUCCUAAAUGUCAAUCAUUACUUCAGCAUAUCAUAUCACAACCAGAUCAGUACCAGGAGUUUCAAAAUAUUAAAGGGUUGCUAUACUACAAGGGGAGGCUAGUUUUACCUAGUAAAUCUCCUAGAGUUACCAAAAUCAUGAAGGAGUGUCAUGAUUCUGCAAUGGGGGGUCAUUCUGGCUAUUUCAGGACUAUGAAGAGGAUAUCUAAUUUGUUUUAUUGACAUGGUAUGAGGAAGGACAUAAAGAAGUAUGUUGAUGAGUGUCCUACAUGUUAAAACCAGUUGGGUUAUUACAACCCCUGCCUAUUCCUCAGAAUAUUUGGACUGACAUUUCCAUGGAUUUUGUGGGAGGUUUGCCAAAAUCACAGGGAAAGGAUACAAUCAUGGUCAUUGUGGAUAGAUUGACAAAAUCAGCUCACUUCUUAGCUUUAUCCCACCCCUUUAAUGCUAAAGAAGUGACUGAAUUGUUUACCAGGGAGAUAGUCAAGUUGCAUGGAUUCCUUAAAACGAUUGUGAGUGAAAGAGAUAGCAUAUUUCUGAGUACUUUUUGGUCUGAACUCUUCAAACUAGCUAGGACUCAACUUAAAUACAGCACAGCCUAUCAUCCUCAAACGGAUGGUCAAACUGAAGUAGUCAACAGGUGCCUAGAAACUUAUUUGAGGUGUAUUUAAGAAACUUAUUUGAGGUGUAUUUAAGUUGAGACCCAAGCAAUGGGUUAAUUGGUUAGCUUGGGCAGAAUUCUGGUACAAUACAAAUUAUCAUACAUCACUGAAAAUGACAUCUUACAAGGCUCUUUAUGGUCAGGAUCCUCCUACUGUGAUUAGAGAGGAUGCUAAUCUUACAGCGGUGGAAGAAGUUUCCAGAAUGACUGCCCAGAGAAACUUAAUGCUCAAAGAAUUGAAAGAAAAUCUGGAAAUAGCUCAAAAUCAAAUGAAGCAGCAGGCCAACAAGCAUAGGAGAGAAGUAUUGUUGGCAGUGGGGGACAUGGUUUAUUUGAAAAUCCAACCUUACAAGCUGAGGAGUCUGGCCAGAAGAAUCAACCAGAAAUUAAGCCCUAGAUACUAUGGCCCAUUUGAGAUAAUUGGAAAAUUAAGUCCUGUAGCCUUUAAACUAAAACUGCCAGAAGACAGCAAAGUGCACCCAGUGUUUCAUGUUUCACUUUUUAAGAAGGCUAUAUCUUCUACAACUGCAUUUCAGCCCCUACCUAAAUGUUUGAGUGAAGAAUGGGAGUUACAGGUGAUACCUGAAGAAGUGUUGGAAUCAAGGGUUAACAAGGAGGGAAAGAUGGAGGUCCUGGUACACUGGAAGGACUUGCCUCAGUUUGAAGAUUCUUGGGAAUUAUUGCAAUCAUUGACAUAACAGUUUCCAGACCUUCACCUCGAGGACAAGGUGAAAUUUCGG